This is a messenger RNA of Lampris incognitus (smalleye Pacific opah), 1627 nucleotides long. RefSeq names its product centrosomal protein 55 like (gene cep55l). NCBI's taxonomy places the organism in Eukaryota, Metazoa, Chordata, Actinopteri, Lampriformes, Lampridae. The record is from RefSeq and is a predicted model, not a curated record. Gene Ontology annotation, biological process: mitotic cytokinesis; regulation of phosphatidylinositol 3-kinase/protein kinase B signal transduction. The coding region runs from base 1 to 1506 and encodes 501 amino acids. The transcript has 12 exons.
AUGAACCCUAAAGGUGCUAAGGAGACCUUUGUCGCCAAGCUGGGCUUCAAAUCUCGCAGUUCUCCGUCCGGAGUCGAGAUGGAGCUGGAGCGAGUCAGACACGAGAACGCUCAGCUGAGGAAGAAGAUGGAUGAACUGGCCAAACGUCAAAUCAAGGCGCCCAGCUCGGACAAGGGCAAACUGCUGGAGAGGAUUCUGUCACUGGAGACGAUGCGAGAAAGGAACAAUCAACAGUUGUUGGUUAAAGAACAAGAGCUGGAAGCCUUGAGACGGCAGCUGGCGGCCAAAGGAGGAGAGGUGGUGGCGUCACUGCAGGCCCAGCUGGAGCAGCGAAAGCAGGAAGUGGAGCAGAAAGACCGGUUGUUCCAGACUCUCUCAGAGGAGACGGGGAACCUGAAAGACAAGCUGGCUGCUGUCUCCGCCCGCUGUAAGGCCCUGGAAGCACAGCACACACAGAAUGGCCAGGUUCCCCAAGGAGACCUGGCAUCGGUUCAGGACCAACUGAGAGAUGCUCUUGAGAAGAACCAGCAGUGGCUGGUGUAUGACCAGCAGAGAGAGGCCUACGUCCAGUCAGUGUUGGCCCGCACGCUGGAGCUGGAGCAGCAGCUGGCCCAGGCCAGCCCGGGCCUGCAGCAGCAGCAGCCACCCCGCGAGCCGAGAGAAGACGAGAAGAGCGACGCCAAGCUCCGGGGGAACUACGAGCAGCUGCUGAAGGGCAUACAGAAGGACCUGGAGAACCAGAGAGACCAGGCUGUCAGGGCCCAGCAGGAACUCCAGAUGCAGAUAGAGCAGACAUCUAGGGCCCAGUCUGAGCUCCAGCAUCAGAGGGAGCAGGUUUCUAAGCUCCAGGAUGAGCUGUCGGCAGUACAGCGGAGGAAUGAUGACAGGAGCAGUGAGCUAGAGUCCCUGCAGAGGAGGUACCAUGACACGAGCAGGGAGCUGGAGGAGGCCAAAAAAGAGCUGAAGGCGGAGCAGCGCAACAACAGACACGCUGUGAGUGAGGAGCGCAAGGCGUCGUCCGAGCGAGCCGACAGGAUGCGAGUGGAGCUGGACAGUGUGGACACCCGACUGGAGGAGGAGAGGAAGAGGUCCGCCGAGCUGCUGCUGCAGGUGAAUCUACUGCAAAAGUCGCUCCUGAGCCAAAACGAUGAACAGAGGCGGAUAGCAGCGCUGGAGCAGCAGAUCCAGCUCUCCAUCAAGGAUUUUGAAAAUGAGAAGCUUGAUCGUCAGAGCAUGCAGCACCAGUUGAAGAAGGUACUGAAGGAGCUUCGCAAGGCCCACGAUCAGAUUGCAAGACUGGAGUCGACUGAGCUCUCGGAGCCCGGCGCUUACAAUAAGCUGGAGUUCGCGCGGCUUACGAUCGGAGACUCCCCUGGCCCCCCAUCCUCCUCCAGAAACACCAGCCUGGUCGACGAGAGUUUCCUGGAGUGUCCAAAGUGCCAGGCCGCCUACCCCACCAGCCUGCACCGGGAGCUCCUAGCUCACAUGGACUACUGCUUGGCCUGAGCUAAGAGAGGCCCUCCAACGGCAGGUUCCCCUUCCUGAAUUGGAUCCUAGAAUUUUGAACACAGCCACUGGAACACAAGUAAAAUGUGUAUUUUUAGAAAAUGUAAGCAAAGAAAAUCAU